Thamnophis sirtalis is the source of this 2583-nucleotide messenger RNA. RefSeq names its product deoxyguanosine kinase (gene DGUOK). The record is from RefSeq and is a predicted model, not a curated record. Gene Ontology annotation, biological process: nucleobase-containing compound metabolic process. NCBI's taxonomy places the organism in Eukaryota, Metazoa, Chordata, Lepidosauria, Squamata, Natricidae. Gene Ontology annotation, molecular function: deoxyguanosine kinase activity; ATP binding. Gene Ontology annotation, cellular component: mitochondrion; cytoplasm.
UCCCCGCCGCGCCCGCCAUGGAUCCGCCUGGCGAGGAGGGUCUGCGCAUGUACAUCUUUGCAAAAAAUCUCUUUGAGAUUGGCCACAUGACUGAGAUUGAGUGGAUCAUUUACCAGGAUUGGCACACUUUCCUCCUGCAAACCUUUGGGGACCAACUUGCCCUCCAUGGCUUUCUUUAUCUCCAGGCCCCUCCAGAGGUGUGCUUUGAGAGACUGCGCUGCCGAUCCAGGCCUGAAGAGAAGGAGGUCCAGCUAUCUUACCUGGAGCAGCUUCACGUCCAGCAUGAAAACUGGCUUGUAAAAAAGACUUCUGUGAGCCAUUCUGGAGCUCUAAGAGAUGUGCCUGUCUUGAUUCUGGAUGUCACAAAGGAUUUCGAGAAUGAUCCAAAUGAACAAAGCAAGCUUAUAGGCCAGGUGAAUUUUUUUAUGAAAACUCUCUGUUCCAAUUCUUCGCCUUCUAUCUCUACCACAGUCUGCAACUGAAGGGAGUUGGAUUCUGCAACUGAGAGCUGCUUGCUUAAUACUAAGGAAGCCAUGUGAGUGGUCUGCCUCUUUCCAUCCAGGCAGAUACCAAACUCCAGGCAGAUCAGAGAGCCUAGCAAAGGCUGCUGGCCCCAGUAGGAAGAAGAAGCCUUUUGGAGCUAUCCUAUGGCCAAAGGCAGGGGACCGUCCUGGGCCCAGCAGAGGGCCUUAGAUGCAUUCCUCAGGCUGCCUGGGACUGCAAGAAAGGUGGGCAACGUCUUUGAUGGACCUGCUAUCCGUCCUGCUGAACUCUGCCCACAGGAGUCAAACUGCAGCUGUGGACCAGCUUUGCCUGAUUAGCUCCCUCCCUUCUGCUGCUGAAUUUCUGGCACCCAUCUGACAUGGAGUUACAUCAUUACCAUCUUGUGCCCUUUAGCUCACUAUCAUCUCAUGAGUCCUGCUCCCAAACGUCUUUUCAAACAUCUCUUUUCCCAAGUCUUGAAUGCUUCUUGAGUGCAAGUGUGGCUCCUCACUUCCCUCUCUUGUGGCUUCAGCCAAAUUGGCAUGUCUAUUGCAUUCUCAUAGUAAAGGGAGAAAUCAUUUACAAAUAGGUUUUCUGGGUCAGGGUUUGUAAACUUACAUCUGAUUGAAUGCUUUGUUGGAAGUGAUGCUGCCGCAUGUUCCUGUAAGACUACUGAGUCACUCAUAGGCUUGCAGGGCAGCGUCUUCCCUCUCCUGCCUCAUCAUACUGAUGACUUGUUGGUUUUCUUUUUGUAGGCCACACUGACUUCCUGUUUGGUCUUUAUCAGGAGUGGUAACUGGGCAUUUAUUUUCCCUGUGGACCAUGACAAAACACUACACGUCCUGAAAUUCUUUUUGACUCAAUCUUGGGCUUUUGCUACACCUGGCAGUUGUUUUCUGAUCCAAAUAUUUGCACUGUCCCAGACCUACCUACUACACAAUCUGUGGGGUUUUGUGGACAAUUCUGAAGAACAAUUGGCCCCACCCUGUUGCUUUCUUCAAAGGCCCUAAAGAUGUGGUCUUGUCAGUGAGCCCAGGGACCCCAAAUUAAUUGCUUUUUUAGCCAAACGCUGCCUUUGUUAGGCACUGCUCUUGAUUAGGAAAGCAGGGCUGUUUUUCUGAAUUUCAUGUCCUGGGUAAUAAAAUGAACUGACUGAAAGUGUCCAGUUCACUGAUGCCUAAGAUCAUGAUGUGUACAGGUAGUCCUCGACUUAAGACCAUUCAUUUGAAAUUACUGUGGUGGGGAAGAAAGGGGCUUACAACCCGUGCUCAAAGCUGCAGCCAUUGUAGCACCCCUGCAGCCACAUGAUGGUGAUCAGGGCUCUUGGCAACCCACAACCCAGGGGGUUGGACUAGAUAACCUCCAAGCUCCCUUCCAACUCUGGUACUGUUACUAUCUUACCUGAAAGCUCAGAAAGUUGAUAGGGAAGGGACCUUUCUCUAUGCAGCCUGCUGCCUCCCCUCCCUACCCUGGGCUAGAGGGAAGGCUUUCUGCCUGGAGGAACAAAGCAUCUCUGCAUAGCUGCUACCUCCCCCACCCCCUUGGGCUAGAGAAAAAGAAUGGCUAACUUUCUAGUGCACCGCAGGAAGGAAGCCAGUAAACUGGACCAGUGCAAGGAAGCUUGGAUCAUUGGAAUGACCCUUUCCCUGGCCCAGCAGGAUGGCUCUGCAUGGAGGGAAGCUGCCUGCCCCUUUCAGCAGCAGCUCCUUCCUUCAGUUUAACCACCAUGCAGUCACUUAGCUACUGCACCUGGGAGGGCAGGGCCUAUUACAGCUUAGGACUGUUAUUCGGCAUGUUCCAUUAUGGUCAUAACCUGAGAACUCUAAAUCCAUUCUUCACAACGCUGAGUUUUCCCAUACAAGCAUACAAGUCCUUGACUUACAACCAUUUAAUGACUUCAAAGUUAUGACUAUAUUUAAAAAAGUGAUUUACUGCUGGUCUUUGCACAUGGUCACAUGAUCAAAUUUGGCUACCUGGCAAAUGACAUGCAUUUAUGAGGGUCCCUAGGGCCUCCCAAGAAGCAAAGUCAGCUGGGAAAGCCAGGUUUGCUUAACAAUCAUAAUUCAUUUAAUGUCCACAAUAAAAAAGCUUGUAAAAUUA